This is a messenger RNA of Panicum hallii, 1638 nucleotides long. RefSeq names its product bZIP transcription factor 23. The coding region runs from base 374 to 1444 and encodes 356 amino acids. The record is from RefSeq and is a predicted model, not a curated record. Gene Ontology annotation, biological process: positive regulation of DNA-templated transcription. NCBI's taxonomy places the organism in Eukaryota, Viridiplantae, Streptophyta, Magnoliopsida, Poales, Poaceae. Gene Ontology annotation, molecular function: DNA-binding transcription factor activity. Gene Ontology annotation, cellular component: nucleus. The transcript has 4 exons.
GAUUUCGUCGCGGCCUCGGGGCCCGGCGGCGUUUUAAACGCCCCCACACGGCUCCUGCGGGGCGACACCUGUCCACCAUUCCGCUCUCCCUCCCCCUGGCCUUCGCCUCGUCGCCGCGGCCGCGCGACGCCCCGCUUCCCGCACCCACCAACGCGCGUCUUCCACCUCGCCCUCUCAGGUCUCCACCGAAUUCCUCCCAAUCCGCGGGAUUUCCCUUGCUAAUUCUGGCAGCUCUUGUCGCUAAGCCACGCUGCUCUGCCUAACCCCUGCUCUGAGCUCUUCCGAUUGGCGGCUCCGGCCUCUGGGCGCGUGCCUGCGAGAGGGUGUUUUGAAGCGCGGGUUGGUGGAUUUGGUGGGCGACGACGAAUCAGGGAUGGAUUUCCCGGGAGGGAGCGGGAGGCGGCCGCAGCAGCCGGAGCCGGAGCACCUGCCGCCGAUGACGCCGCUGCCCCUGGCGCGGCAGGGGUCGGUCUACUCGCUCACGUUCGACGAGUUCCAGAGCGCGCUCGGCGGGGCGGGCAAGGACUUCGGAUCCAUGAACAUGGACGAGCUCCUCCGCAGCAUCUGGACGGCCGAGGAGACGCACGCCGUCGCGGCCGCCAACGCGGCGGCGGCGUCCGCGGCCGCGGCGGACCACGCCGCGCGGGCGGCGUCCAUCCAGCGGCAGGGAUCGCUCACCCUCCCCCGCACGCUCAGCCAGAAGACCGUCGACGAGGUCUGGCGCGACAUCAUGUGCUUCGGCGGGCCCUCCGCCGCGCAGGCGGAGGCGGCGGUGGCGCCGCCCCCGCCGGCCCAGCGGCAGCAGACUCUCGGGGAGAUCACGCUGGAGGAGUUCCUCGUGCGCGCCGGCGUGGUGAGAGAGGACAUGACGGCGCCACCGCCCGUACCGCCGGUGCCGGUGACGGCGCUACAACCACCGCCUCCUCCCCAACCGCCAAUGCUAUUUCCCCAUGGCAAUGUGUUUGCUCCCUUGGCGCCUCCACCACUGUCUUUCGGGAAUGGGUUGGUGUCUGGAGCUAUCGGUCAGGGAGGUGGUGCCGCGCCCUCGGCGGUAUCGCCGGUGAGGCCGGUUACGUCCAACGGGUUUGGCAAGAUGGAAGGAGGGGACUUGUCCUCUCUGUCGCCAUCACCGGUGCCGUACGUUUUCAACGGUGGUCUGAGGGGAAGGAAGCCUCCAGCUAUGGAGAAGGUGGUUGAGAGGAGGCAGCGGCGGAUGAUCAAGAACCGGGAGUCCGCCGCGAGGUCGCGCCAGAGGAAGCAGGCAUAUAUGAUGGAGUUGGAAGCUGAGGUGGCAAAACUUAAAGAGCUGAACGAGGAGUUGCAGAAAAAGCAGAUCGAAAUGCUGGAGAAACAAAAGAAUGAGGUCCUGGAGAGAAUGAGCCGGCAAGUUGGACCCACGGCAAAGAGAAUUUGUCUGCGGAGGACAUUGACAGGUCCUUGGUAGGCUGUAGACAUGUACCUAGCAGUAUCUCUCGUCUGGAGGAGUGUAUAUAGUAGGUGCACAUGAACUCACCAUCGCCAGAGUUGCCGUUGUUGACACAGCCAUUAAUCCAGAGCUUCAGUCUCGUAGGCGGAUAGAUUGCCUGUAAUUUCACUGCAUAGGUUUUGGCCCUUCGCAAAAAGUGUUCCAGUGAGUAA